AUGAAGCAACAUCUUGCUGGUGUGAGUGGUCAAGUAGCUUCUUGUAAGAAAGUUCCUCAUGAUGUACGUCACAGGAUGGUUGAGUCUUUGAAAGGUGGGAGAAAAAGGAAGGUUGAUGAUAGAAAAGAACAAGAACAAGAACAAGUAGACAUUGGGGACCUCGAAACUAAUGAUCCAAUUGCCCCUACUCCAAUUAAGACAGUCCCUGAGAGAAGUGCCAAUAAGAGGCAAGCUUCUACUGCUUCAGUUGAGAAUUAUUUUGCCCCCAGGACAACUCCUGGUUCCCAACCUAGCAUCAAGAGUGUGCUUGCAACAAAAGAAGCACAGUACAAUGCAAAAAUGACUAUUGCUGAAUGGGCUAUCGUCAAUUGUAUUCCAUUUAAUGCAUUAGAUUGUCCUUUAUUUCAAAAAGCCAUAGAUGCUAUUGCUUCAAUUGGGCCGGGGUUCAAAGCCCCUAAUGCUUAUGAAUUUAGAAUCAAUUUGUUGACAGAUUGGAAAAAGGAAUGUCAAUUACUUAUUGAGAGUCAUCGAGCUAAAUGGAAAAACACUGGAUGUACACUCAUGGCUGAUGGUUGGACAGAUGUGAGGCAGCGAACUUUGAUUAAUUUCUUAGUCUAUUCUACAUAUGGAAUGGUUUUUGUGAAAUCUGUUGAUGCUUCAGAUUUGGUAAAAGAUGCUAGGACUUUGUUCUCAUUGUUCUGUGAAGUGAUUGAGUGGGUUGGUCCCAAGAACAUUGUUCACGUAGUGACUGAUAAUGCUGUAAAUUAUGUAGCAUGUGGCAAGUUGAUUAAGGAAAAAUAUAAAAAUAUUUAUUGGUCACCUUGUGCUGCUCAUUGUUUGAACCUUACUUUAAAAGAUAUAGCAAGCUUAGAAAAUGUGUUAGCACUUGCAACUAAGGCAUCAAAGAUAACUGUUUUUGUUUAUAACCAUAUGAUCUUCUUGUCAUGGCUUAGGAAAAGAUAG
Prosopis cineraria is the source of this 963-nucleotide messenger RNA. RefSeq lists its product as uncharacterized. The transcript has a single exon. Bases 1 to 963 code for a protein of 320 amino acids. NCBI's taxonomy places the organism in Eukaryota, Viridiplantae, Streptophyta, Magnoliopsida, Fabales, Fabaceae. The record is from RefSeq and is a predicted model, not a curated record.